Molecule: messenger RNA, 1011 nt
Organism: Geosmithia morbida
Lineage: Eukaryota; Fungi; Ascomycota; Sordariomycetes; Hypocreales; Bionectriaceae
Product: Protein of unknown function (DUF1769)
Exons: 2
Coding region: 1-1011 (336 amino acids)
Source: RefSeq, a predicted model, not a curated record
AUGGAACACUACACAUUGCUUGUUACUGCUGGCCCGGGCUACGAUGUCAAGGACCAUGUCCAGGUAGCCGUCAACGACCCUAAGCCCAUUCGCAUAUCGAGUGACCUUGCCGAUAUCGACCUCAAUGUGCGUAUCAAGGAUUACAACGGACUUCCAAAAGGGUCACCUUCUACAUCGCCUUAUUUCGAAAGCGGGCCUCACGCCGACAACAAUGACCAGUACAGCCUCUGUUUUCGCUUCACGCCCAAAGCGCCGCAGUCGCCUGCCAAGGCCACAAAAGGGGAACAGGAUCCGGCCCUGCAUGCAGAAGCUGGAAUCUCGGGCUUUGAUUUGCAGUUUGGCAACGACUUUGACCGGCCUGUGCGUGAUUGGCUCCCACCCGGGUUUAAUGCCGCCAUGCGCAUUGUUCGCUGGUGGAUCGACCCGGGACUCGAGGGCGACGCCUACGCCGAUAAUCCUCACCUAUACGGCCCGGUCCUCAGUUCCGUCAAUGUCCUGAAUGUCGGUCUGGGAGAUUUCGACGAGAGCAAGGGCGGCCUCUUGGCCGAAGAAGGUGGCGAUACCGAGCCUCGUAAGGCCAUCGGUAUGCCCGAAGAUAGCCAGGCUCGCAUGAAGUGGGCAUUGAACGACGACGUCAAGAAACAAUGGGUGUUCAAGUAUGGUGACACGUACACCAUCGACUUUUUCAACCCAUAUUUGGACUUCUCCACCUUUUCCCUACGACUCCCGGGAUUCAGUUUACCCCUUCUGAGUUAUUUGAAAAGCCGGGGUGUACGACGCAUUCCGUACACUCUCAGAUAUGUAUUGCGCAAUCGGGCCACCGGGGACGUCUAUCUGGCCAUAUGCUUUUCACUGCAUCUUUCCGAGGACGUUGCCGAGGAUGGCACCAUCGAAGAAACAAUUGACUCGGAUGAGGAUACACAAGACGAUCAUGCAAAGACAGUCACAGAUGCGGGGUCCGAACAGGAAACGGCUGCGCCCGCAGAGACGAGCGCUGAUGAUGUAGACUAG